UCACAUCUCUCCUCCUCGUGACCAUGAUCAAUUUCAUCACAACGGUACGAUCGUGCAAACAACACACCUCACCUCGUUUCUGGAUUCAUGGCGUUUUUAUCAAGGGUCAUGUCAAUUUGAAUGCCUCUACACUCCUGUUUGAUACCCCGUAAAGCUGUUUUUGCCCGCGAGUCUCGAGUUGAAACAUAUUCCCUCGGCCCCUCCCUGCUCGUCGUCGUGACAAACCUCCCCCCCCAACCAAACAUGGCCUUUAUUCGCCCAUACGUCGAGUCGGAUCAGGACGCCAUGAUACAUAUUUUCAGGGAGACUGCGGCACCCGACUUGCGAGCGGCCGGUGACCCGGUCCUUCAUUACGGCUCAUACCUCUGGUGUCGGCCGUACUUUUUGUUGCAACCCGACACCUGUUACGUCUUGGACGACGGCGAUGGAAGGGCGGUGGGCUAUCUCUUGGGGAUCUGUGACACGCCGUCUUUCGUGCAUAAAUACCGGGCCGUCUUCAUCCCCUACGUUCAGCUGGAAGGCAUCGAAAAGCCUCGACCAGAUGAGUCGGUCAGAUGGAAUGAGAACCUACCGAACGCCCUGAGAAACAUCAUGUUCCACCCGGAAGGUAUGUUGCACGAGGACUGGCCGGAGUUGAUGAAGUCGUGGCCUGCACAUUUACACAUUGACAUACUGCCGGAGUACCAGAGAAGAGGGUUUGGUCAACGACUGAUCGAAAGGUUUUGCGAGGUGGCUAAGAAGCAAGGCGCAAAGGGAGUUCAUUUGGGUAUGGCUGCGGCGAACGACGACGCUGGAAAGUUUUAUACCCGUCUAGGCUUUACACGAUUUCCUGCCGUUCUCGACCAUGGCGCUUCAGGAGAGCAAGGUAGAACCGAAGGGGCCAUCUGGUUGGUCAAGACAUUAUGAUGAUGAUGAUGAUUUUGUCCCUAGUUUUCUUUUGAUCGAUUCGUUCGUUGGUCAAAUCUUCUUGUUCAGCUUUCACUCACGUCAGCACCAAAUGUCACUGUCUGAUGAGCUUGCGUCAGCCAAACCCAUUUUUUCAGCUUUGACAGAAUUGUAUAGCUUUUG
Exophiala oligosperma is the source of this 1068-nucleotide messenger RNA. RefSeq lists its product as uncharacterized. Bases 121 to 906 code for a protein of 261 amino acids. The record is from RefSeq and is a predicted model, not a curated record. Gene Ontology annotation, molecular function: beta-N-acetylglucosaminidase activity; acyltransferase activity, transferring groups other than amino-acyl groups. The transcript has 2 exons. NCBI's taxonomy places the organism in Eukaryota, Fungi, Ascomycota, Eurotiomycetes, Chaetothyriales, Herpotrichiellaceae. Gene Ontology annotation, biological process: glycoprotein metabolic process.